CCUUUGGCUGCAAGCCGCCUCUCGUCGUUGCUCCUGCCGUCACCGCACGCCGCUCUCCCCGAAGCCGGCUACUCUUUUCCUCCCCGCGGGCGGAGCGGUUCUCGGAGUCAGGCGUGAAGUGGUUGCAGAGGGCCAUAUGUCUUAAAAUGUUAGAUGGGAAGCAAUUGACGUUACCAGCUCAACAGUGUGUCUCCUCAUAAAUACUUCCUGUGUUACAGUGCCAACUGAUUCAUUGUUGCCAACAGUACUAUAUAGUGAAACCACCAGAAAUAUAAAGGCUUCCGCAGGAAAUAUACUACAAAAUGAAUGAUCUUGCUAUCAAAAGAAUAACAAAUGAAAUUAUCAAAUCACCUGAAGAUAAGCGAGAAUAUCGUGGAUUAGAACUGGCAAAUGGCAUCAAAGCAAUGCUUAUCAGUGAUCCCACUACAGACAAAUCUUCAGCUACACUUGAUGUGCACAUAGGAUCGUUAUCUGAUCCCAUUAAUAUUCCUGGAUUAAGCCAUUUUUGUGAACAUAUGUUAUUUUUGGGAACUAAAAAAUUCCCCAAAGAAAAUGAGUACAGCCAAUUUCUCAGUGAACAUGGAGGAAGUUCAAAUGCUUUUACCAGUGGAGAACACACCAACUACUAUUUUGAUGUCUCACAUGAACACUUAGAAGGUGCUCUUGAUAGGUUUGCCCAAUUUUUCUUGUGCCCCCUCUUUGAUGAAAGCUGCAAAGAUAGAGAAGUAAAUGCUGUUGACUCUGAGCAUGAGAAGAAUUUAAUGAAUGAUUCAUGGAGACUAUUUCAGCUAGAAAAGGCUACUGGAAAUCCUAAUCAUCCAUUUUGCAAAUUUGGGACAGGGAACAAGUACACUUUGGAAACUAGACCAAACCAAGAAGGAAUAGAUGUAAGGCAAGAGCUUUUGAAGUUUCACUCCACUUACUAUUCAUCAAAUUUAAUGGCUGUUUGUGUUUUAGGACGGGAAACUUUAGAUGAGCUAACCAAACUGGUAAUGAAGUUAUUUUCUGAAGUAAAGAAUAAAAAUGUUCCAAUACCGGAAUUCCCUGAGCAUCCCUUCCAGGAAGAACAUCUCCGACAACUUUACAAGGUGGUACCUAUUAAAGAUUUUAGAAAUCUUUAUGUCACAUUUCCAAUACCAGAUCUUCAGAAGUACUACAAAUCAAACCCUGGCCACUAUCUUGGUCAUCUUAUUGGGCACGAAGGUCCAGGAAGUCUUUUAUCAGAACUGAAAGCUAAAGGCUGGGUAAGCACGCUGGUUGGUGGACAAAAAGAAGGUGCUCGAGGCUUCAUGUUUUUUAUUAUUAAUGUUGAUCUUACUGAAGAAGGACUGUUACAUGUGGAAGAUAUUAUUUUGCAUAUGUUUCAAUAUAUUCAAAAAUUACGCACAGAAGGACCUCAAGAAUGGGUUUUUCAAGAAUGUAAGGAUCUAAAUGCUGUAGCAUUUCGAUUUAAAGAUAAAGAAAGACCCCGAGGUUAUACAUCAAAACUUGCAGGGAUGCUUCAUUACUAUCCUAUUGAAGAAGUUCUUGCUGCUGAAUAUUUACUUGAAGAAUUUAGGCCAGAUUUAAUAGAAAUGGUAUUGGACAAACUGAAACCCGAAAAUGUCCGGGUUGCAAUUGUCUCUAAGACAUUUGAAGGAAAAACUGAUAAAAAAGAACGGUGGUAUGGAACCCAGUACAAGCAAGAAAAGAUUUCUGAUGAAGUCAUUAAGAAAUGGCAAAAUGCUGACCUUAAUGGGAAAUUCAAGCUUCCGAUGAAAAAUGAAUUUAUUCCUACUAACUUUGAAAUUGUAUCUUUGGAGAAGGAUGCACCACAGUACCCAAAUCUAAUUAAGGAUACUGCUAUGUGCAAAUUAUGGUUCAAGCAGGAUGACAAAUUUUUCCUUCCUAAAGCUUGUCUCAACUUUGAAUUUUUCAGCCCAUUUGCUUAUGUGGAUCCCUUACAUUGUAACAUGGCCUAUUUGUACCUUGAACUACUCAAAGACUCCCUCAACGAGUAUGCAUAUGCAGCAGAACUAGCUGACUUGAACUAUGGUCUCCAAAAUACCAUCUAUGGGAUGUAUCUUUCUGUAAAAGGUUAUAAUGACAAGCAACAUAUUCUGCUGAAGAAGAUUAUUGAGAAAAUGGCUACCUUCGAGGUUGAUGAAAAGCGAUUUGAAAUUAUCAAGGAGGCCUAUAUGCGAUCACUUAACAACUUUCGAGCUGAACAGCCACAUGAGCAUGCAAUGUAUUACCUUCGGCUCUUAAUGACAGAAGUUGCAUGGACCAAAAAUGAAUUAAAAGAAGCUUUAGAUGAUGUUACUCUUCCUCGCCUCAAGGCCUUUAUUUCACAACUGUUGUCACGGUUACAUAUUGAAGCACUUCUCCAUGGCAAUAUAACAAAACAGGCUGCAUUAGGAGUUAUGCAAAUGGUUGAAGACACGCUUAUUGAGCAUGCUCAUACAAAACCCCUGCUUCCCAGCCAGUUAGUAAGAUACAGGGAAGUACAGCUGCCUGAUAGAGGAUGGUUCGUCUAUCAACAGAGGAAUGAAGUUCAUAAUAAUUGUGGGAUAGAAAUAUAUUAUCAAACAGAUAUGCAAAGCACUUCGGAGAAUAUGUUUUUGGAGCUCUUCUGUCAAAUUAUCUCAGAGCCUUGCUUUAAUACUCUGCGCACUAAGGAACAAUUAGGUUACAUUGUGUUCAGUGGUCCACGAAGGGCUAAUGGUGUCCAAGGUCUGCGGUUCAUCAUCCAAUCAGAAAAGCCCCCACACUACUUAGAAAGCAGGGUGGAAGCCUUUUUAAAAACCAUGGAGAAAUCUAUAGAAGAUAUGUCCGAAGAAGCUUUCCAGAAGCAUAUCCAGGCUUUAGCAAUUCGCCGCCUUGACAAACCAAAGAAACUAUCUGCCGAGUGUGCAAAAUAUUGGGAUGAAAUCAUUUCUCAGCAGUAUAACUUUGAUAGAGAUAACAUUGAAGUGGCAUAUCUCAAAACCCUUACUAAGGAUAAUAUAGUGCAGUUUUACAAGGAAAUGUUGGCAGUAGGUGCCCAAAGAAGGCACAAAAUAUCAGUCCAUGUACUAGCAAGGGAAAUGAAUUCCUGUCCUGUUGUAGGAGAAUUUCCAAGCCAAAAUGAUAUAAGUCUAACACCAGCACCACCACUGCCACAGCCAGCUGUGAUUGAAAACAUGACUGAGUUCAAACGCAGCCUACCACUUUUCCCUCUGGUGAAACCUCAUAUCAAUUUCAUGGCCGCAAAACUGUGAAGAAUCUUGCUGGAUGAAGAACUGGAAGCGGAUUAAUAUGCCUUCAGUGGAUUUUCCUAAUGGACAAAGACCUUAUCCUUUAGGACAAGUGAUCCAGGAUUCCUGAUUCCUUCUAGGUUCAUCCAGCAUCAGUGCUGCAAUAGGGAUACAGCAACUUAAGCAAGUAUGCUCUAGUCAUGUGUUAUAUGUUUGUCAUAGAGCCACUACCAGAAACUAAAAUUAAGUGGUAUAUAUGAAGAUUUGUGUAGGUAAAUGGUAUAUUUUACAAUAAUGUGGCCCUUUAAAAGUUUAGUUUGCAUGGAUUGUGAAGAAGUUUCCAUACCAGUCUGAUCUUCACUUGCAAAUCAUUGCUUUUUUUUUAAGAUCAGCUGUUUUGGAAGCGUAUUUUACUGGACAAGAAAGAAAAUAUUAUUAAAAGGCCAUAUUGAUGUUUUUAAAGGAAGCAUGGGGUGAUACCAUUUUUUUAAAAAAAUUAGAUUCUUGGAAGUAGCCAUUUAGAUUCUAUGUAAAAAUCAGUGGAAAGGGGGAGGAAAAAAAUUAAUAAAUAUCUUUGAAGAGUUAUUAGAAAGGUCAAAAUAGUUUUAAUCUUUAUAUCUGUUUGAGAAGAUUUUAUA
This is a messenger RNA of Notechis scutatus (mainland tiger snake), 3853 nucleotides long. RefSeq names its product insulin degrading enzyme (gene IDE). Gene Ontology annotation, molecular function: metal ion binding; metalloendopeptidase activity. The record is from RefSeq and is a predicted model, not a curated record. Gene Ontology annotation, cellular component: mitochondrion; cytosol; peroxisomal matrix. NCBI's taxonomy places the organism in Eukaryota, Metazoa, Chordata, Lepidosauria, Squamata, Elapidae. Gene Ontology annotation, biological process: hormone catabolic process; amyloid-beta metabolic process; peptide catabolic process.